Messenger RNA from Mycosarcoma maydis (corn smut), 1683 nucleotides. RefSeq lists its product as uncharacterized. Gene Ontology annotation, molecular function: oxidoreductase activity; FAD binding. Bases 1 to 1683 code for a protein of 560 amino acids. The record is from RefSeq and is a predicted model, not a curated record. The transcript has a single exon. NCBI's taxonomy places the organism in Eukaryota, Fungi, Basidiomycota, Ustilaginomycetes, Ustilaginales.
AUGUCGCUUGACCGCUUCGUCCUUAUCGUGGCGUUGUUGCUGACGCUCUCGGCGGUCAACGCCGCGCUUCAUACAUCUCGGACGAUUGUAGCAACACGCCUGCAACAUUGUCUCUCUCAAGCGGGCAUCGACUUCAUCUCAGCCGAAACUAGUUCAGCAGAGGUCUAUUACCAAGCAUCUGCUUCGGACAAUGUCGUCUUUCACUACAAUCCUACGUUGAUCGCUUAUCCUAAUUCAACAUCUCAUGUGCAGCAGACUGUGCUGUGUACAUCUAAACAUUCUGAUGCUGCCAUCGCUGCGCGAAGUGGAGGUCAUUCGUUUGCAGGCUUUGGAAGUGGUGGCAGAGAUGGGUCGGUUGUCAUCGAUCUCGCUCGUCUCAACUCUGUUGCUUCACAUCCAGAGACGGCUACCGUCCAAGUCGGUCCUGGUGCUCGUCUAGGAGAUGUAGUAAAAGGCCUGUGGCAUCAAGGUGGUGCUCGCCGCGCCAUGUCCACAGGCACAUGUGCCGCCGUAGGUGUCGGUGGGCUCAGUCUCUGUGGCGGCUUUGGACCCAUGUCAAGAAAGUGGGGCCUCACGACCGACAAUAUCCUAGAAGCUGACCUUGUGCUGGCCAAUGGAACCAUGGUCACCAUCUCCGAACACACACAUCCGGAUCUUUUAUGGGCGAUACGUGGAAGCGGCUCAUUCUUCGGAAUCGUCACUCGCUUCCUGUUCAAAUCAUACGACGCUUCGAGCCCUGUUGUCUCUUUCGAGUACCGAUGGACACCGUCUCUAGACAAGGCAGACCAAGCCGUCGCAGUUAUGCUGGCAGCUCAAGCCCUAUCCCUACAACGAAAACUAUCCAACGAUCUCGGCCUCCACGUUCAGCUGCGCAAGCCUUCGCAGAGCGACCCGCAACCUUCUGAUGGUCGUCCAGUGUCAAUCGAGAUCAAGGGCAUCUAUCUCGGUCCAGUGGCGGAAUGGGACAGGCUUCAAGCAAAGCUGAAAGAAGAGCUCAGCUCUAACGCUGCACCGCAGCCAGACACCGAACUUGUGACAGUUGGCAGCUACCUCGAGCUCAUGCGAGAUUGGGAUGACUUUGGUAAGGGUGAGCACAAACUCGACACUCAAGCGAUACACAAGCAGCAUAAUAACUUUGUCACAAAGUCGUCACUCACUCUAGAACGCAAGAAGGGCUUUUCCAAGCAAGCUUUGCGACCCCUCUUCGACUACUUAUGGGAGACGAGCUUGACAGCGGGUCAGGACGUGGAGCUACCGGACGGCAGGCAUGUCUUUUGGGCCUGGAACAUCUACUUUGAGCUUUUUGGUGGCGGAAGCCCGGCUCAUGCCCAAGAGGCUGCCAAACAACGGAGCAGCUUUCCGCAUCGCGACGGCCUUUGGCUGAUUCAAUCUGCCGUCGGUACUCUCGCACACAUGGAUCUGGCUCGCUCCGGCCAUGCCUAUGCCCGCCAGCUCGAUGCACACAUCAAUCGCGCCAUCGAAAUCUCCCGUCUGGGCCGCGGUGGCUACUCAUGCUACGUCGAUGCCGAGCUAGAGGAACAAGAGUGGAAACAGUUAUACUAUGGCUCUUCCAUACCGCGCCUCGAAGCUAUCAAAAUGCAGGUCGACCCAGACAAUCUGUUUCGCAACCCGCAGACGCUGGGCAGCCGCAAAGAGAUUCAGGCGAGGCGGUACACAGCGUAG